Molecule: messenger RNA, 1080 nt
Organism: Lasiosphaeria miniovina
Lineage: Eukaryota; Fungi; Ascomycota; Sordariomycetes; Sordariales; Lasiosphaeriaceae
Exons: 5
Coding region: 1-1080 (359 amino acids)
Source: RefSeq, a predicted model, not a curated record
AUGGGCAUGUUGCCGCCCGACGAGGACCGGGGCCCGCAUCUGGUCGCCAUGUUCUGGACAUACACGUCAAUCGCCGCGGCCAUGACCGGCCUGCGCUUCUAUGCCCGCCUGCAGAUCCGCGCCGUCGGCUUAGACGACUGGAUGAUGCUGGCCACUGUGAUCCUGUUUGCCAUCGCCACGUCCUUCGUCACGUACAUGGCCAGCAUCGGCGGCUCGCGCCAUGUCUACUACCUCACCAUGGAGCAGACGCUCAGGGCGGUCAAGUUCAGCUGGAUAUCGCAGCCAUGGGCCAUCUUCUGCUUCGCCACCGGCAAGGCCUCGGUCGCCUUCCUGACCCUCCGCUUCAUCGGCCGCAACACCUUCUGGCGCAAAUGGAUUCUGUACUACAUCAUCGUCACCAUUUUUAUCGCCAAUGGCCUCGGCUGCAUCAUCACCUUUGUGCAGUGCGACCCCCCUCGCGCCCUCUGGACGCCAGACAUUCCGGCAAAGUGCUGGGAUCCCAGCGUCCAGCUGCACUACAACUACUUCCUCUCGGCCUACAAUAUCGCCGCCGACAUUGUCCUUGCCAUCUUGCCAGCGACCUUCAUCAGCGGCCUGAACCUGCGCCGCGAGAAGAAGAUUGCCCUCUGCGUGCUUCUCAGCCUCGGUUUUGUCGCCGCCAUCUUCAGUGGACUCAAGGUCCGCUACCUCGACAAGCUAGGGGCGCGCACCGACUUCACAUGGAAUGCCUACGACAUCCAAGUGUGGACGGGCGCCGAGGCGUUCGUCAUGAUGGUGUGCGGCAACGUGCCGCCGCUGCAGGUGCUGUGGGACCGCUACGUCACCCACAAGCUCGACUCGUCGUGGAGCCGCACGCCGCUCAAGUACCACAGCAACGGCAGCAACGGCAACUAUUCCGGGUCCGAAAAGUCGGGCCCCAGCCGCCACCUCAACUCGUCCAACAGCAGCCAAAAGGGCCCGUCGCACACCCAGGUCGUCGCCGCCAGCUACGACGCCGCUCUCCCGCGCUACCCCGGCCAGAUCUACGCCACCACCAACGUCGAGGUCCACGGCCACGCCGUCAAUCGCGACUUUGUAUGA